Ctenopharyngodon idella (grass carp) is the source of this 5353-nucleotide messenger RNA. It is a transcript of the gene lzts1, whose product is annotated as leucine zipper, putative tumor suppressor 1. Gene Ontology annotation, cellular component: dendritic spine. Bases 802 to 2973 code for a protein of 723 amino acids. Gene Ontology annotation, biological process: regulation of synaptic plasticity; regulation of dendrite morphogenesis. The record is from RefSeq and is a predicted model, not a curated record. NCBI's taxonomy places the organism in Eukaryota, Metazoa, Chordata, Actinopteri, Cypriniformes, Xenocyprididae. The transcript is spliced from 6 exons.
UUUUCCUGGAGGGGUGUUUGUUCAGAGUGGGUGCAGGGCAGUGUGGAGAGGAGGGGAGGGCGGCAAAGAGAGCCAACUGGGAGAAGUGUGUGUGUUUGUACAAAAAAACUGUGAAAGAUAACCAAUACUGAAACUGUGAGUCAUAAAAGCAACUCAAACUUGUGUAUUUGUUUGUGUACUGUGCUUAUGUUAGUGUUGGUGUAUAUGUAUGACAGAGAAAGAGCGGGAGUGAAAGUGAAUGUGACAGAGGGGGGCUUGGAGCUCAUUGUGAGCAGCAGUGAGUUAAUCUCUUUAGUGGCACACGUCUUAUGUAAAGAGGUGUAAUGGUCUCUGCCCCCUCCUUGCCCCAGGGGACCCCAGGGGACACUGGGGUCCCGUCUCCCAGCAACAUUUGCAUGUCGGUUAUUCCAAAAAAAGAUACGGGGAAAGAAAAAAAAAAAAAAAAAAAAAAAAAAACUCCCAGUGAUGAUAAGAUCCGCCCCCUUUGCAUGGUAGACUCUUGUCUACAGGCAGUCUAUAUAGUAUUCAGCGGUUCACUCAAGGACAAACACAUUCUGACUCGCCACGGAGAGCAUGCGAAGGAGAUUUGAUUCAGAUUUGACAAACGCGGUGUCUGUGGAUUUAUUUGUUCGAAGAGUAAGUGUCAUUCUGUCAUCUAUUCCGGUUUCCCAAAUGGGAAUAAGAAGGAUCUCCACACAAGGCAAUGAGCCCAUCAGACCUUCCUCCAUCAUUAAAAUUCUGUAAUUACACACCUGCCACCACCAAGACCACCACCUGCUUUCUCCAGAUGUCCCAGCAAACAUGGGUAGUGUCAGCAGUUUGAUAUCAGGCCAUAGCCUCCACAGCAAACACUGCAAAGCAUCUGAAAACAAACUCAAAAAGGGGCCACAGUCUAAGAAAACAGGCCGUAGCUUGGAUGGCCUUCUGAAGUAUGGCUUCUCUCAGGACCAUUGCAGCACCAACAACAACUCAAAAGUCAGCUAUCAUUCAGGCAAAAACGACGACUUCUUUUACAUCAAGGUCAGCAACAAGCCCAGAGCUGCUCAACAUAACAUUAAUACAGCUGAAGACAGUCAAGGAAGAACAGCUGAAAUGGACAAUGUGGUGGACAGGAGAGGAGGGCCACCAGAAUUAGUUCCGCAGUCUGGAAAACUAGAAAAGAGUGUAGAGAACGCCUUGAUUCGACCGACCGCCUUUAAACCUGUUCUUCCUCGAAGCAGCAGUUCCUUGGUGGAGACUCAUAACAACUUGAGCACUAUCCUGGGCAAGACGAUUAGUCCUAUAGACAGGCUCAAAGAUCUUCAGGACCCCAAGCUGGAGACAAAUUCUGGUACCUUCUCUGACUCUGGAAGGAACUCUAUGUCCAGCCUGCCCACCCACAGCACCAGUGGUAGCAGCCAGAUGGACAACCUAAGCACUUCAACUAACCACAUGGUGCGCCAAGGAGGCCAAAACAUGGAUACAUCUCAGAUCCCACAGGGGGGUGUAGCAGGAACGAAUGGAAACUCUGCAUCCAGUUGGAUGUGUAGUGGGACUAAUGGACACAGUUGGGCCGAUGGAUUUUGCGAAACAAACAGAAGUAGCGAGUCCACAAACGGCAACACAAGAUCCGUUGGUGUCCUCAGUGAAAGUGUGGCAGCUGCUAUAAGUAUGAACAGAGAAAUAACUGCUGCAGCACUGACAGUCUCGUCCACUGAGCCAAAGACUGAUUUCUCUGGAAACCAAGAGCAGUUUCUGGAACACAGAUUUACAAUUUCAGAGCAAAGCCCAGCAAAACCAUCAGCUUCUGGUGGCUGUGUCCGAUCACCAAUUUCAAUGAAUGAAUCAUUGAUACAGCAGCUGGAGCACAAACUUCUGGAACGUGAAACUGAGCUGGCAGAGUUACAGACGAGUCUUGAGGAGAAGGAGUCAGACACAUGUCAGCUAUUUGAGGAGAAGCAACGCUACUGUGCUGAGGAGAUGGAGGGGUUGAAACAACGCUGUUCUACAAAACUUCGUCAAGUGUCCCAGAGGGCUUUGAAAGCCCAACAGUUAUUGCAACUUCAAGUGAUACAACUUCAACAGGACAAGGAACGUCUGCAGGAGGAAGUGGACCAGCUUAAUCGUGACAGGGACACUGCAGAAAGCAGACUUCGAAUCUAUGAGAGCCAGAGAAAUCUUGUACCUACACUAGAAGAGACUCAGUGGGAGGUGUGCCAGAAGUCAGGUGAAAUUUCCCUGCUAAAGCAGCAACUUAGGGACUCCCAAGCCGAUGUUGGAAACAAACUCAGUGAGAUUGUCAGUCUCAAAGCUUCUCUAAAGGAGUCCAGAUGCAAGAUGGAAGAACUGGAACAGAAGAUCAAGGAGUAUGAGGAAGCUCUUCACCAGCGGUGCGCUGAAGUCGAGGUAUCUAAGAAUGAGUUUCAAAGAAAGAAGAAUGAGGCUGACCUCCUCAGGGAGAAGGUGAACAUGCUGGAAACGGACAUCAAGGGCAUGAAGCAGGACCUAGCAAUGGCCAAAGAGGAGCAACAGCAGCUUAUGACCAUGAGAGCCAAGGUUGAGGAGCAACAGCUGCAACUGAAGAUAAGCCAAGCUCGGAUGGAGGCCUUUGGGGCUAGUCAAGCCAAAUCGAAAGCCCAGGAGGGAACAGGUGCCAGUAAAACACUGCAUCAUAAUGGAGGGUCCGCUGACUUGGAUACCCUACAGAAGGAGGUAGAAAGACUGAGAGGGGAACUGAAGGAAGAGAAGCAAAAGAAACAUAAGAUGAUGAAUAGCUUCCAGCAAGAGAGACAAACAUGGAAUAAAGAGAAAGACAAAGUAAUCAGAUACCAAAAGCAGUUGCAGUACAAUUAUCUGCAGAUGUACAGAAAGAACAAGGAUCUGGAGAAGAUUCUGAGGGAGCUAACGGCUGAGAUGGACAGUCGGACAGAGAUGGACAUGGACAGCCAUAGCUCUGACCUGAACUUUGAUAAAAUUGUAGCCACAGAGAUAUGAGGUCAUAGAGGAUGAAUGUUUUCACAAUUAACCGAAUGGUCUUAAAAGGAUGAAUGUACUAGUGGGCGGAAUUCACAAAGCAAAAUUUAAAGAGAGAAACAACACAGGAGAUUCUAAGAUGGCAGGAGAUACUCGAAACUCAAGAGUAUAACAUCACUUGUACAGAUCACCAAAAGCUUUUCUUCUUUUAGAUCUAUCACUUAAUUGAAAGUAUUAGGAUGUCAGCCAUGUGUAUUCCUAUUAAAGAUGCAGUAAGCGAUUUUGUUUAUUAGAAUGGCACUCAGAAAAUAUCCCUCUGACUUGACAGAUCUCACUGAAUUCAUGUUUCCUAAACUAUCACAUCUGUCUCUGUGGCAGCCAUAAAUUCUGUAAAAUCCAAAUAACUGACCACAGAUUCUUUGUUUAGCCAUUUCAUUCAUGUCGUUCAUUUUCUGCAUUCAUAGGACAGCCCAUAAAUGGGAAGCAGGUGUUUAGAAGUGUGGUAGUUGAAGUGAUUAAUUCAAGUUAAGCACCAUAUUCGGUUUCAUAAGCAAUUAACAGUUGUUAGUUUGUCAUAUAAGAACUAUUAUUUUGCUAUUGUUUAGUUUUUAACAACUCUGGCAACAAUAAGAUAUGCUACUGUCCUCCUUUCUGAUCUCAGAUUACAAUGGUCUCUAUGGGACAACAUUAGGGUGGGGUUAUGGAAAGAGGGGGCAUGUCUAAUUUAGUCAUUAAAUCUGCAGAAGUUCCAGAAUGGCUAACAUUGCUUACAGCACCUUUAAUCUGUGCACAUUCAACCAAAUGCUUUACCUCCUACUUACCCAAUCAAUCCAGUGCUUCUUGCCUAAACCUUAAGCAAUUGUAUUGUCUCACAACAAGGAGACAAAGUGGUGUGAAUGUUUUAAUUGCUGUAAUUGCUAGUUUUGCACUUUCUGUUUUAUAUGACAAGAAUCCUUAUCACCACUGUCUUGCCAGACAGGUUCACAGACACAAUCUGUAUCAUACCGUGAGAUGAUGUCAUGUUGUCUGCAAAUGCACUGUAAACAAAUGUCCAGGUAAAUAUUCCAUUGUUAUUGUACAGUUUAUCAUAUAUAGCACAUAUAAAACUUGUGCUACCAGUACUAUACUCGCAACUUUAAAACCUAGACAGUUUUUGUAAGAAGUUGUAAGUCUGAGGAUCAAAGUAUUGCCACUUUCACUUGGAGACACAACAGAUUUGUACAAGACAACAGGGGUUAAUUAAAACAAAAUAUUUGUACUGCAGGAAUAGAUUUUGAAAUGAAAAUGUUAUGAUUUACUCACUCUUAUGAACCAUAAUAUUACGUUAUCCCCAUUUUAUCUUUUCUUUCAAGAAACAAAAAUAUGUAAGUAGACUAUACUAUUUUACUACUAUAUUAAACAAAAGUUGCUCACUGAUAAUAUUCCUUCUGUAAAAGCUCUCAAAUCUCAAAGUUGCUUUUCUCAAACUUGCCCUCUCAUGUUUGUUCAUGACGUCAAACCUAGCACAAUGCAUCUAAAGGAUGACAUUUUCUUCUAAUUGAAAACAAGCAUGAACGAGAUUUAAAAGAUUUGGAAGAGAAGAUAAUCAGUGAAUAAAGACUUAAAUUUUGGUCUAUUCCUCAAACAAUGACUUCAGAAGACCAAUAAUAUGCUCAUGAGUCAUGUGGACUACUUUUGUUUUUGUUUGUUUUUUUAUCACUAUCCACUGUCUAACCUUCUGUCUAAAGUAAUUCUCAUUUUAUGUUUAAUGGAAGAAGGAAAAUAACACUUGGUUAUAACAAUAAGAGUAAGUACAUGAUAACAAAAUGUUCAUUUUUGGACCAGGUAAAAAUGGGUCUUAAAGUGAAUGGACAACAGUGAUCUAUUUUACUCGGUGGGAGUUUUCUACAAAACAUCUAGCUACAAGAAGCCUGAUAGUGGAGUACACUAUACAGAGAUGAAACAAGGUUUUUUACUACUGCAGAAAAACAGGUGACGAAACAAGAUGGUGAUAACAGAGUAGUGUGUCCUCCUUUGCAGCACUUAAACUGAAAAGAAAAAAAAAAAACAGAUGUAAUACAAUACUAUAUUUAACGGUUCACAGGACAACAUUUCCUAGCAAUGUUCCUUAAAUGGCAAACAGAAAGAGUGAGGUGGCCAGCACUAAGAUGGUUUCGAUUUUUCAUUGCACAAAUUUGUUACCCAGCGUUUCAUCAUGUAAAAUUUCCCAAAAGCUGCCUUGCGAAUUAUCAUAUUUAGAGCUUCCAGCAGUCUUUAUUUGAUAAGAACAAACUGAUAAUCAUAUUAUUGAUGGUGCAGGGUGGUGGUGGGGUGUAAGGCUGUCUUUAGAUGCAUUUGAAUGCAUGUAUGUGUUGUAUAUAUCUUAUUUAUUUUGAUUAAAUAAAUUAAGAUGUUUUCUGAA